Messenger RNA from Periconia digitata, 2849 nucleotides. The record is from the annotation of a GenBank genome assembly. NCBI's taxonomy places the organism in Eukaryota, Fungi, Ascomycota, Dothideomycetes, Pleosporales, Periconiaceae.
GGCACCACCAUCUAUCAUCAUCCAAAGAAUAAGCCCCCGACUUUCUUUGCCUGCCUGUCUGUUUCUCUCGCACCUUCUCUUUGCGUAUAUCCUGCUUUGCUCUUAGCGGCCAAGCAUUCUUUUCUUUCUUUUCCGAAGCUCUUCGUCAAGAGCUUCCUUCCGCAAACGUCCUUCACAAUCACUUGCAUUUCUUUCAAGCCCGGCUUGCUUUCCUAUCAUGUCCGUCCGACACUCUUCUUGAUCUCUUCUCACUGCCAAUCUUUUCGUCAAAGAUUUGCCAUCGCGUCUGAUGAGAAAGGUAAUCCCAUCCCCUUUUUGCACAAGCCCAGCCAUCCUCUACUAUCCUUCGUCUCGCAAUCCCUCUGUCUGACUCGGAUCGACUAGCUGCUUUAUGUGGCCAACCGAAACACAGUCAAACAACCGUGUACACGUGUUGUGCUUGUGUCCCUGCAAACCAGGCGUCUUCUUGUAUCGUUUGGUGGCUGACUGCGUCGCAGUGAGUGAGGAGCAACACUUGCGCUUGACUGUGCGCUUGCAUCAUAAUUACCACUCAGUAUUCUGGAAACUCACCUCCUUUCGUCUUCAAACUAUCUUCCUCAACCAUCAUCCGCUAGCCUGCUUAAAACCUGAUGAAGGCUCGACAUUCACUUAAGAAGAGUUGCGAAGGCUACCCGGGAGGAGCCGCCAUGGACGCCCAGACACCGAACGCUGCUGGGAGCAGCGUUCCUUUCAGGCCGGCCGGAGCGUAUUGUUCCCUCCCCACGGCCGACGAUGUCGAAACCAUGCCGGGCGUUUUGGACACGACAACGGCAUGGCACCCUGCAGAGUCUACCAGUUACGACGGAGAACAACAACCGAUCGACAAAAGCACAGGCAUAGAAAGAGAAGAACCUUCGAGUGCAGCGUGGACCUCGCAUACCGCAGAAAGGGCUAUCCCAGAGCAGCUUGCUGAUCUUCUCAUGGAGAUCAUUCCAGGCAUGGAUGGCGCAAAGCUGGGGGAAGCGUUCCUAUGCGCAGCUGAUCUGCCUCCUGUGACGAAGCAAUCACUGGGUGAACUGGACAUCCAGAAUAUCAUAACAAACAUCAAAUUACGGCACGACGUCAACUUCGACAAGGAUCUGAGCUUCCGACCAAACCUCGAUGGACCCAAGGGACAAGAGAAGAGAAGGCAUUCGGACAAUUAUUGGCGGGCGCUGGUUGCUGAGAUGGAGUUGUACACUUUGCUGUUUCAGAGGGCACCCUCAAUACAGAACGUGGGAGAAGCAAAGUGGACGGCAUUAGUUCAGCAUGCGCAACGCAGAAUACCAAAGGUGUUUAGGACAUUGCACGAAGUAUUGGAGAGCCUUGUGCCGGAUCGGGAUCACGCAAGAGUAACCGAGCACUUCGACGUGGGUAUGCUCAUGCAGGAAAUUGAACGUGGGGUUUGCGAUUUGGUCAAGCGGGUGGAGUGGGUCGCCAUCUUGCUCAAAGAGCAUUGCGCACCUAUGCGUGAUGGUCUCGUGGACAAGAUGGUGCAGACUACCAAGACUGGUGUGGCAAAGAAUGAUACAGGUCAUAUUGUGAAUGGACUGAAAGAGCUGUUGGGGAUAUUGGAGGCUAUGAAGCUCGAUGUUGCCAAUCACCAAAUUCGAAAUCUUAAGACGCUGCUCAUUGAAGACACCGUAAAUUUCGAAAAACACUAUCACCUGGAUCGCCUCGUUAGGGGUCGUUCGAAAGUAAACAUCGACGCGGCGCAUGAGUGGUGGACGCUUAUUGAUCAAGACUCGCGGACACACUUAUCUGCAGCAAAAGACGUAUCCCACCAUCGGCUUGAAACUUUCUCGCGGGCUGUGGUCGACCACCUUUUCGCGCAAGACAGCCGUAAAGACCUUCCAGAUACGUUUUAUUUGGAUAGAGAUAGAUUGUGGGUUCUCAAACUGGAGAUUGAUGAUCUAGUUCAUUUCGAAAUAUGUUUCGACAUGUUUGGGCAAUGCCUCAGAGAAUUCGCAUAUAACGGACCCAUCUCCAACACUGCACGAUCAGAACUACGCAACGCUCUCUCAGCCAUCAUCGGCGAAACCACCGGACACGCACCAGAAUCUUGGAUCUUCCACUCGGAGUCGUUGUCGCUUGAGAUCUAUCGACAAGCCAUCAUCCUCGCCGGUAAGCCGUUCGUAUGCGAUUCGAGCGAGCUAGGGAGAGCGAGCGACCAUCUUCAGAACAUAUUCCGCCACUACGUUACACCUUACGCUUCCAAAGUUCAGGCCGCGGUCCUCGCGCAAGUGAUGGCAUGCGCAAGCAGUUAUGCCAACGCUUCCCCGAUCGAACUGUUCAACAACCUAGUCACGCCGCCGCUAUCAACGUCUCCAGUCCUCGCUCCAACAUCACCCGCAUCUCUUCUUCAACCUACCACCAAUACGUUGUCCUAUUUCGCCGACCGGGUCGUCGAUCUUUCCUAUCGUAUCAGCCACAUAAUUCUUAUCCAUUGGCGCAUAUGGGGCCCAAUAGCGUACAUUACAGACGACAGCAAUUCUCCUACCUCUCAAUACCCCAACGACGGGGUGGCAGCAGCAAUGGAAAACAGCACACUGCAGCGAUUCCCGCCAAUACCGCACAGGCAACUGCGAAACAAGCCACUGUCGAUAUCAACAACCUCGUCCUCAACGCCAUCGUCCCCUCAUCCUCUACAUGGUAUCUCUGCACCGACGCCUCCACCGACCCUGCAUACGAAGCCGCCUCCGAUGUCCACUGAGAUUGAGCCAGAUAGCUCCAAGAGAGGGAAUUCAGACAUGGCGGGCUCGGAGCUUGGAGAAAAUAGCUCGGAAACCCAGCAUGAUAGUUCUGAGGGGAAGAGGACGCCAGAUUCUUGA